Pseudopodoces humilis (Tibetan ground-tit) is the source of this 4708-nucleotide messenger RNA. RefSeq names its product early endosome antigen 1 (gene EEA1). Gene Ontology annotation, molecular function: 1-phosphatidylinositol binding; metal ion binding. The record is from RefSeq and is a predicted model, not a curated record. Gene Ontology annotation, cellular component: early endosome. Gene Ontology annotation, biological process: endocytosis. NCBI's taxonomy places the organism in Eukaryota, Metazoa, Chordata, Aves, Passeriformes, Paridae.
UGCGCGGGGCCCCGCGGCUUCCCUUCGGCCUGGCCGCGGCCUCCCGGCGGCAUCUGCGCUCUACCACCAUGUUCAGGCGGAUUCUGCAGCGGACUCCUGGUAGAGGUGGGUCUCAGAGUUCGGAUUCGGAUUCAUCUGCCACACCUGGAAAUACCGUGGACGUGAACAACGAAGGCUCUUCAGAGGGCUUCAUCUGUCCAUUGUGUAUGAAAGUGUGUGUAACUCCUACUGAUCUGUCUGAACAUUACCAGAGUGAGCACCCUGGGAUAGAAGAAAGACAGGAGCUUCGUGACCUCCCAGCUAUUAGUGGCUUUAUUUGUCCUCUCUGUAUGAAGUCUCAUGGAUCAGCAGAGGAGCUGUUCAAGCACUAUGAAGCAGUUCACAAUUCUGGCAUUGAUUCAACUCGUGGAGGGGAAGGUCAUCUGUCACUGGAAAGAGAUGAAGUAUCACUGCUCCGACAAGAAGUCCAAGACUUGCAAGCUUCGCUGAAGGAGGAGAGAUGGUAUUCAGAAGAGCUGAAGAAAGAACUAGAGAAAUUGCAGGGGCAGCGGCAGCAAGAUUCUAAAUCUGAUGGAUUGACAACAGCUACGUCUACAGAAUCAUUAGAACGGCAACUAGAAGAGAUCCAAGUAGAAAAUUUUAACAUUAAGCAAAUGAAAGACUUAUUUGAGCAAAAAGCAGCACAACUGGCCACUGAAAUUGUGGAUCUUAAAUCAAAGUAUGAUGAAGAAAUCAGCCUUCGGGAAGGUGCAGAACAGAAAGUGACAAACCUGAGACAAGAACUGCAGAAAGAGAGAAGUACAGUAGAAGACUUAAAGACAGAGCUGCUACAAAGGCCUGGUGUGGAAGAUGUGGCUGUCCUGAAAAAGGAGCUGGUCCAAGUUCAAACACUGAUGGAUAAAAUGACCCUGGAACGUGAAAGAGAAUCUGAAAAGCUGAAAGAUGAGUGCAAGCACUUGCAGGCAGAGCAGGCUAACUCUGAGGCUACCAUUAACCAAUUAAGAGCUGAACUUGCCAAAGGACCUCAGGAAGUAGCUGUGUAUGUUCAGGAGCUGCAAAAACUUCAAAGUUCAGUCAAAGAGCUAGAACAGAAGAAUCAGAGUCUGACUGAGAAGCUGCUGAAGAAAGAACAGGACUACACCCAGCUGGAAGAAAAACACAAUGAGGUAUCUGUGAGUAAGAAGAAUGUGCAGGCAAGUUUUCACCAGAAGGACCUGGACUGCCAACAGCUUCAGGCAAAGCUGUCUGUGUCUGAAGCCUCAAUACAGAGAUUACAGACAGAGCUAGGUGAGAAGGCAGAAGCAAGCCAGAAACUUAAAGAAGAGUUAUCCGAAGUAGAGACCAAGUACCAGCAUCUCAAGGCGGAAUGUAAACAGCUCCAGCAGCAGAAGGAGGAAAAAGAGCAGCAUGGCCUGCAACUCCAAAGUGAGCUCAGUCAGUUGCACAGUAAACUCCUAGAAACAGAGCGCCAGUUAGGGGAAGCGCAUGGGCGGCUCAAGGAACAGAGGCAGCUGUCCAGUGAGAAGCUGAUGGACAAAGAGCAGCAGGUGGCUGACCUACAAUUAAAACUUUCUCGUGCUGAAGAGCAGCUAAAGGAAAAAGCAGCAAAUUCCACAGAAUUGCAACAUCAAUUGGAAAAGGCAAAGCAGCAGCACCAGGAGCAGCAGACACUUCAGCAAAAUACGACAGCAAAACUACGAGAAGCCCAGAAUGAUCUGGAGCAAGUACUACGACAAAUUGGAGAUAAGGACCAAAAAAUUCAAAAUCUUGAGGCUUUGCUUCAAAAAAGUAAGGACAACAUCUCUCUGCUAGAAAAGGAAAGGGAGGACUUAUAUGCAAAGAUUCAAGCUGGUGAAGGAGAAACUGCAGUUCUUAACCAGCUACAAGAGAAAAACCAUGCAUUACAAAUACAGGUAACUCAGCUGACAGAGAAGCUGAAGAAUCAAUCAGAAAGUCAUAAACAAGCCCAAGAGAACUUGCAUGAACAAGUGCAGGAACAAAAGGCACACCUAAGAGCUGCUCAAGAUCGUGUGCUUUCCCUGGAAACAAAUAUCACUGAACUAACCAGUCAGUUAAAUGAAAGUAAAGAAAAAGUGUCACAACUUGAUGUACAGGUAAAAGCAAAGACUGAAUUGCUACUUUCAGCAGAAGCGUCAAAAGCUGCUCAGAGGGCGGAUCUACAGAACCAUCUGGACACUGCCCAGAAUGCACUUCAAGAUAAACAACAGGAGUUAAAUAAGGUCAGUGCUCAGCUGGAUCAGGUUACAGCUAAGCUGAAUGACAAGCAGGAAUACUGUACUCAGCUGGAAGCCAGUCUUAAAGAGUACAAAGAAAAAUGCCUUUCUUUAGAACAGAAAACUGAAGAACUAGAGGCUCAGCUUAAGAAACUUGAAGGUGACAUUCUUGAUGCUAGAGCAAGUAAAGACCAAGCCCUUCAGGAGUUACAGCAACAGCAACAUCAGUCUAAAGAAUUAGACCUCCGGACAGCAGAACUGAAUAAGCAACUUGAAGCAGCAAGAGAAGCGAUGUCUAAUGCUCAACUGGAUUUGCAGAAGAAAUCUGAGGCUCUUGACCAAGCAAACCAACAAAUUUCAAAGCAGGAGGCAGAAAAGGCCAGUCUCAAACAGAACCUUGAGAAAUCAAAUCAAGAUGCAAGUAAACAGCUCAAGGAACUUGAUUGCAAAGCGCAAGCAGCCAUGUCAGAGCUGCAACAAGUGAAAUUAGAGAAGGACGCUCUAUUAAAGGACCUUACAGAUACCAAAGAUAAGCUGUCAAAAAGCUCUGAAUCCUUCAAAAAAAGAAAGGAGGAAUUAGAAAAAGAAAUUAAAAAAGGAAAAGCAGCUAUGGCAGAAAUGGAAAAAUCUUGCCAAGAAUUAAAACACCAGCUUCAGAUACAAACAGAGUCUGUAGCUAAAGAGAGGAAUGAAUUGAAAAAUUCACUGGAGAAAAAGGAGGGGAUUUCUAAGCAGUUGUCUAUAGACCUUGAUUCAGCAAGAGCACAAGUACUGGAAAUCCAGGGUCUUCUGAAGGAAAAAGAAAAAACUGAGCAACAUCUGCAGGGAAAGCUGAGAGAGUUAAAGGAAUCUUUUGAGCAGAAGAAAAAACAUAGUGAGACACUGCAAGCUGAAUUAAAAACUGCCCUUUUAGAAAAGGCAGAGCUGGAGAAUAAACUACAACAACAGUCUAUUUUGUCAGCACAGGAGCUUAAAGCAGAGAAGGGCAAGCUAGCAGACUUACAGAAGGCCCAUGAUAAACAUAAAGAAAACAUGGAGAAGCUGCAGCUGGAUCUUUAUGGGAAAGAGUCUGAGCUGCUGGCAACCAGGCAAGACCUCAAGUCCACAGAAGAAAAACUUGCUCUAGCUCAAGAAGAAUUAGUUUCCAGCAGGAAUCGAAUUGCUAGCAAUAAUCAACAGAUUCAGGAACUGAAGAAAGCUAAGUCUACACUGGAGCAGGAUGCAUCAAAGAAAGAACAGCAGCUGGGUGAGAAGAACAAAAUGCUACAAGAUCUUCAGAAUGACAGGAUUUUGAAAGACAAAGAUUUGGCUAAUGAAAAAUGUAAAACGGCAGAGCUCCAGGAAAUAAGGAGUAGGCUUGAAAAAGAAGGUGCCAAGCUGGGUGAAGAGCUUAGAGUCUGCAAGCAAGAAUUUGAGAAGGAGGUGACAAAUCUCAAGGAUGCAAACCAGCUAUUGAUUCAACAGAAAUUAGAACUGCAGAGCAAAAUAGAUAAUGCAAAUUCAACUCUGGAACAGGAGAAACAAAAACAUCAAGCUAUCAAAGAUCAGCUGAAAAAAAGAGAAGAGGAGCUGAAGAAAGAAUGUGGUGAAAUUGAAGCCAAACUGCACACAGAGAAAAAAGACAAAGAAGAGGAAAAACGGAAACAUGAGGAAAAGGAGACUAAGCUCACAAUGCAGGUCACAGCCCUGAAUGAAAACCUGGCUACCAUGAAGAAAGAGUGGCAGAGCAGUCAAAGACGAGUGAGCGAGCUGGAGAAACAGACAGAUGAUUUACGUGGGGACAAUGCUGUCUUGGAAGCAACAGUUCAGAAUAAUCAGGAUGAGAGAAGAGCAUUGCUGGAGAGGUGUAUAAAAAGUGAGGGGGAAAUUGAAAAGCUUCAAGCCAAACUUGUAGAAAUGAAGAAAAAGCUGGACAAUACAACUGCUGCCAUGCAGGAACUUGGCCGAGAAAACCAGUCAUUGCAGAUCAAACACACACAAGCUCUCAACAGGAAGUGGGCAGAAGACAAUGAGGUGCAGAAUUGUAUGGCCUGUGGAAAAGGCUUUUCGGUGACAGUAAGAAGGCAUCACUGUAGACAGUGUGGAAAUAUCUUUUGUGCCGAGUGCUCAGCAAAGAAUGCCUUAACUCCUUCUUCCAAGAAGCCUGUCCGAGUGUGUGAUACUUGCUUUAAUGACUUGCAAGGAUAACUGGCUAUCGUGAGUGACAAAGAAAUGUUACACUAAAAUUUACUAUUUCUGUUGAUGCACUUCAUUCAGCACUCAGACUACUAUUCAGUUUGGACAAUGAUUGUAACACUUGGCAAAAUCUAGUAUAUUUUAAAAUGUUUAUUGAAACCAAGCAAAACUAUUGUAUUUUUUUGUGAGACAUGGGCUCAGAUCAUCCAUAGCUUACUAACAUUAAUCAUGGAAAGAGCUUUUAUGUCUAGAUUAGAGAUAUCCAGUUAUUUGUAAAUAAAGUUUAAACAGAGGAGUAA